Molecule: messenger RNA, 351 nt
Organism: Schistosoma mattheei
Lineage: Eukaryota; Metazoa; Platyhelminthes; Trematoda; Strigeidida; Schistosomatidae
Source: the annotation of a GenBank genome assembly
AUGCCUUCAAUGAGCAUAAGUAGUCGUGUUGGUUCUCGUAAAACUAGUAUAACUGGACCUGAACAAGGUUCUUUUGAUCGUCCAAUAAACAAAAUUCAACCUUCACUCAGAAAUAACCCAUCCUCUAAUAACAGCAUUCAUAGUAGUGGUAGUAGUGUUUCUUCUAACAAUAUCAAAACAAACCAGACAUCUAAUUCUACAAAGUCCCUUCCUAAAUCAUCAACUUUACAACAAAGACCAGUGCCUUCUAGAAUCAGUUUACCAUCUGGUACUUUGGGAAGUACUACGACCAUUCGAAAGCCAACAGUACCAUCGUUUGGUUCAUCUCGUGGGAAAUCGUCUGGUAGAUGA